Rotaria sp. Silwood2 is the source of this 278-nucleotide messenger RNA. The record is from the annotation of a GenBank genome assembly. Lineage: Eukaryota; Metazoa; Rotifera; Eurotatoria; Philodinida; Philodinidae.
AAAACAAUACGAAUCUUAACAAACAAAUCACUACUAAUCAACAACAAAUUCAACAUCUUGAAGGAAGCAAUACUCAUCUUGGUGAAGAAAUCGCAAUUUAUCAACAGCAAAUUCAACGUCUUGAAGAAAACAAGACCUAUCUUACCAAACAAACCACAACUCAACAACAGCAAAUUCAACGUCUCAAACAAGAAAGUCAAGGUAUAUUUAUUUCAUUAUCAUUUUUAGGCACCAUAUUAGUUCUCUCAAGACUAUUUCUUACAGAGGUUGCGGAUUGA